CUCUCCCAUGCUGCUGCUCUGCUUCAGUAUAUGUUAACUUGACUGUAACUGUGCACAAGUAAACACACGCUUCUCUUGUAAACUGAAGUAAACUGUCAGUUUGACCCUAUAUUGUGCUCCAUCAGACGCUGUCUGCUCCAGCUUCAAAGGAAUGAACGACGCUAAAGAGACAGUGCUAAUCCAGUUCCUAUAAUACUUCCACGCUGCUGAGGUGUGCGGGUGUUUGCAGAGAGCAGUCCGACUUCUCGUCCUGACAUGUCUGAGCCGAUUAGAGUUGUGGUGACCGGUGCAGCCGGGAACAUUGCCUAUUCCCUGUUGUUCAGCAUUGCCAAAGGAGAUGUGUUUGGCAAAGAUCAGCCAAUCAUCUUGCUCCUUUUGGACAUUACACCAAUGUUAACUGUCCUCAAUGGCGUUGUCAUGGAGCUUCAGGACUGUGCUCUCCCACUUCUGAGAGAGAUUAUCGCGACUGAUAAGCUUGACGUGGCCUUCCAGGACGUGGAUGUAGCCAUCUUGGUGGGCUCCAUGCCUCGGAGAGAGGGCAUGGAGAGGAAAGACCUGCUCCAAGCCAAUGUGACAAUCUUCAAGAGCCAGGGAGCUGCUCUGGAUAUGCAUGCCAAAAAGACUGUCAAGGUGCUGGUUGUAGGAAACCCUGCAAACACCAACUGUCUGAUUGCAGCCAAGUUUGCUCCUUCCAUUCCCAAAGAGAAUUUCUCCUGCCUCACCCGUCUGGACCACAACAGGGCUCGCUCUCAGGUAGCGAUGCACUGUGGCGUUCCUGCCACCCACGUGAAGAAUGUGAUCAUCUGGGGUAACCACUCGUCGACCCAGUACCCAGAUGUGCACCACUGCUUGGUCAAUGUAUCUGGUAGUGACCUCCCCUGCUUCGAUGCAGUCAAGAAUGAUUCAUGGCUCAAAGGAGAUUUCAUAACUACGGUGCAGCAGAGAGGCGCCGCAGUCAUCAAGGCUAGGAAGCUGUCAAGUGCCAUGUCUGCCGCCAAGGCCAUCUGUGACCAUAUGAGAGACAUCUGGUUUGGGACCCCUGAGGGUGAGUUCAUCUCCAUGGGAGUUUACUCUUCUGCUAAUUCAUAUAAAGUCCCAGAUGACCUCAUCUACUCAUUCCCUGUCCAGAUCAAGGACAAGUCCUGGAAGAUUGUGGAUGGCCUGGCCGUCAGUGAUUUCUCCCAAUCCAGGAUGGAUGCCACAGCAGCAGAGCUGGUGGAGGAGAGAGACACAGCUCUGGGUCUUGUGGGAACAUGACUAGACCCUGCUGGGCCACCAUGCUCCAAGACUCCAGAUGCACGUCUGUGAUAAAGCACUCCCAACAUCCCCUGCACUAGUGUCUACAUCUGUGUGUGUGUGCGCCCUAUGGGAAAGAGUGAGUCGGUGUAAUGUUUUGAUUUGAUGUGAUUUAUACUUGUGUGUUGAAAGGCUAUACAGUAAAAACUUGUGUUACAGUGGCAUUUUCCAAAAGAUGUACAGCAGAUAUAACUGGACAAUAUUGAGUUAGCUUGGUAGUCUUUGUCCUUCAUAGACGUACGUCCCUCAGACGUAUCCUGUCAUGACAUGGCAUAGGCCUCCUUUUCAGUAGACACCAGAAACACCUUUGGCCUGGAUGUUGUACAUCAUAAUGCACAAGUAUAUCUCCACCUCGCAUACAAUAUACAGCAUAUACUGAAUUGGUGACCAUUUUUUUUCCAAAUAUUUUUCUGUGGGGGUAAGUAAGUGAGUGGAUGGUUGUUACAUAUAUAUUCGGUGAUGCAUUAAGUCGUGAAACACUGGAAUUUAUCAUUUAAAGGAGAAAAAAUAAAUAUAAUAUUAUUAUUAUAAAAAAUAAAAAUAAUAAUAAUAACUAUUAUAAUAAUAAUAAAAGAAAAGAAAUGUUUUAUUAAUAUUGUGUUUUUCAUCUCACGUGUGAACAAAUGACGAUCUGAAUGGUGAGACUGCGGUUUGAAACAAACAGGAAGAUCUUCUCCACUCUACGGUGGCCACUACAUACAGGGAGGGAUGUUGUUUUUCUUUGUUUGCAUAUUUAGGCUCCCCGUAAAAGUGUGAAAUGUGCAGUCUAGCUUGUCAGAUUAGGCUGCUGUAAAAAGAGAAAUAAUUCUCUUUUAAUUUAUAACUAUUGAUUGUAUCAACGAUUUGUGUUUGUACACAAGGUCAAAGUUUCUUGACAUUUGCUUCCACCUCAUGUUUAAAAUAUUCAAAAUGGGGUUCAUUUAAAUUAUCAAAAAUGUAAAAAUAAAAAAAAGGCAAACUUGCUGCAUCCUGAAACUA
Solea solea (common sole) is the source of this 2274-nucleotide messenger RNA. Its product is annotated as malate dehydrogenase, cytoplasmic-like. Bases 256 to 1257 code for a protein of 333 amino acids. Gene Ontology annotation, molecular function: L-malate dehydrogenase (NAD+) activity. The record is from RefSeq and is a predicted model, not a curated record. Gene Ontology annotation, cellular component: cytosol; mitochondrion. Lineage: Eukaryota; Metazoa; Chordata; Actinopteri; Pleuronectiformes; Soleidae. Gene Ontology annotation, biological process: malate metabolic process; tricarboxylic acid cycle; oxaloacetate metabolic process. The transcript has 10 exons.